Messenger RNA from Coregonus clupeaformis (lake whitefish), 1876 nucleotides. RefSeq names its product tryptophan hydroxylase 1 (tryptophan 5-monooxygenase) a (gene tph1a). Gene Ontology annotation, molecular function: iron ion binding; tryptophan 5-monooxygenase activity. The record is from RefSeq and is a predicted model, not a curated record. The coding region runs from base 85 to 1530 and encodes 481 amino acids. The transcript has 11 exons. Gene Ontology annotation, biological process: serotonin biosynthetic process; aromatic amino acid metabolic process. Gene Ontology annotation, cellular component: neuron projection. Lineage: Eukaryota; Metazoa; Chordata; Actinopteri; Salmoniformes; Salmonidae.
CUGGUCUUGCUCCUGGUAGACUACCACUUUAUAUAGUCGAUAAACAUUCGAAAGACAGGGGAAUAAAUAGUACGGGAUUUCAAUAUGUAUUCCAAUAAAAUUGAAGGACCGCGCCGAGGAAGGUCUUUCGACUCCAUUAACAUCGGGUUUGAAGAAAAGCUACUGAACAAUGAGAUGAACAAAUCAACCUUCACGAAGAUCGAGGAGAGCAGAACCGAGAAAAAGAACGCGCCAUCAGACGGGCGCGCAGCGAUUGUCUUCUCACUCAAGAAUGAAGUUGGAGGGCUCGUGAAGGCGCUGAAACUUUUCCAGGAAAACCACGUCAACCUUGUCCACAUAGAAUCCAGAAAAUCGAAAAGGCGUAACUCUGAAUUCGAGAUCUUCGUGGACUGUGACAGCGAUCACGAGCAGCUCAACGAGAUCAUUCAGCUGCUACGUAAGCACGUGAACAUAGUGGAUAUGGACCAACCUGACAACUCCUGUUUACCUGAAGAAGAUAUAGAAAAUGCCCCCUGGUUCCCCAAGAAGAUCUCAGAUCUGGACAAGUGUGCCAACCGUGUUCUAAUGUACGGAUCAGACCUGGACGCCGACCAUCCGGGGUUCAAGGACAACGUCUACAGAAGAAGGAGAAAGCAUUUCGCUGAUCUCGCCAUGAACUACAGAUAUGGGGACCCUAUCCCUCGUAUAGAGUUUACAGAGGAGGAGUUGGCAACGUGGGGGGUGGUGUACCGGGAGCUCAACAAGCUGUACCCUACCCACGCCUGUAGAGAGUACCUGAAGAACCUGCCCCUACUGGCCAAACACUGUGAAUGUAGAGAGGAUAACAUACCACAGCUAGAGGACGUAUCACGCUUCCUUAGAGAGCGGACAGGCUUCACCAUCCGGCCUGUGGCAGGUUACCUCUCCCCCAGAGACUUCCUGGCUGGUCUGGCCUUCCGCGUGUUCCACUGUACCCAGUACGUCCGACACAGCUCCGACCCCCUCUACACACCAGAGCCAGACACGUGCCAUGAGUUGCUGGGUCACGUCCCGUUGCUGGCUGAGCCCAGCUUCGCCCAGUUCUCCCAGGAGAUAGGCCUGGCUUCCCUCGGAGCUUCAGAUGAAUCCAUACAGACCCUGGCCACCUGUUAUUUCUUCACGGUGGAGUUUGGCCUGUGUAAACAGGAGGGGAAGCUGAGAGCGUACGGAGCAGGCCUUCUGUCUUCCAUCAGUGAACUCAAGCAUGCUUUGUCUGGUAACGCCGUCAUCAAGCCUUUUGACCCCAAGGUCACGUGUAAACAGGAGUGCAUCAUCACAACAUUUCAGGACAUCUACUUUGUGUCCGACAGCUUUGAGGAGGCCAAAGUCAAGAUGAGGGAGUUUGCCAAGACGAUCAAGCGUCCGUUCACGGUGCGCUACAACCCGUACACUCAGAGUGUGGACGUUCUAAAGGACACUCCCAGUAUCAACAGCGUGGUCGAGGAGCUGAGACAUGAGCUGGACAUUGUGGGCGACGCCCUCAGCCGGCUUAACAAACACCUGGGAGUCUGAGUGACAACCUAAAGCCCUAUGAGUCACAGACUCCUAAAUGGCACCCUAUACCCUGCCUACAGGCCCUGGUCAAAAGUAGUGCACUAUAUAUAAGGAAUAGGGUGCCAUUUGGGACACGGGUCUCUGAUGACCUCAACGCCAUUAUCUGAGUGUCUGUGACGACCUAGACACACGCCACCCCGUGUUCCGCUAUCUAAUUAUUAUCCAUCGGUCAGAUCUGUUUGUGCUGUCUUUGCCAACUUCCAUGGUCAUUGUCACACCAAACAAUUACUGUAGCUGAAUUGGUAGAGCAUCGGCGCUUGUAACGCCAGGGUAGUGGGUUCGAUCCCCGGGACCACCCAUACGU